Molecule: messenger RNA, 1896 nt
Organism: Cadophora gregata
Lineage: Eukaryota; Fungi; Ascomycota; Leotiomycetes; Helotiales; Ploettnerulaceae
Exons: 3
Coding region: 1-1896 (631 amino acids)
Biological process (GO): transmembrane transport
Cellular component (GO): membrane
Molecular function (GO): dipeptide transmembrane transporter activity
Source: RefSeq, a predicted model, not a curated record
AUGGCGACCAACAUUGUCUACGAUGCGCAAACCACCCUGGCGGGCACUCAUGCCGAUGCCCAUCUCGCCCUCGAAGGCAAGCACUCUAUGGUUGUCGCUGAUGCCGACCGCGUGAAUAUUGGAGCUCACGUCAACGAGCCCACCGAAGAAGAGAGACACACUCUUCGUCGCGUACCAGGAUCUAUCCCAUGGAUCGCCUACGCUCUCUGCCUGGUUGAGUUUGCUGAGCGUGCUUCCUACUACGGUGUUCAGCCUUUGAUUGGAAAUUUCGUCAACCGGCCCCUUCCCAAAGGAGGUAAUGGUUGGGGUGCUCCAUCAAAGGGUGGCCAGGGUGGCCAAGCCACCGCUGGUGCUUUGGGAAUGGGAACUGUGAAGGCCUCUGCCGUUUCGCAAUCUUUCAAUAUGUUGGUCUAUGCCAUGCCUGUCUUCUUCGGUUGGCUCGCAGAUCAGAAGACUGGCCGUUUCAAGAUGGUUUUCGUCGGUGUUUUCGUGUGCGGCAUCUCUCACGUUAUCAUGGUUGUCUCCGGUGCGAAGAAUUUACUGGCAAACGGAAAUGCCAAGAUCCCAUACUUCAUCAGUCUCUACAUUCUAGCGAUUGGUGCUGCCAUGUUCAAACCUUGCAUCUCACCUAUGCUUCUGGAUCAGAUGAAGGAGACCAAGCUCACCAUCAAGACUCUUGUCACUGGCGAGAAGGUCAUCAUCGACCCCGAAGCGACAACAGAGAGAGUCAUGCUGUGGUUCUACAUGAUGGUCAACAUUGGUGGUUUCGUCAACGUUGGAACUUCUUACUCUGCGAAAGACGUCGGAUGGUGGCUGGCAUUCGGCAUCCCACUCAUCCUUUAUCUCCCACUCCCAGCUAUGCUCUGGUACCUCAAGAACAAGCUUAGAAUCCUCCCACCAGGAGGAAGCGAUUUACCACAUGUUUUCAGAAUCGUCGGCAUCUGCUUCAAACGUGGAGGUCUUAAGAAAAUAUUCUCCAAGAAGGGAGGAUUCUUCGAGUCUGCCAAGCCCUCUGUCAUCGCCGCCUCUGGCCACCCAAUGGAUGUCCCAUGGAACGAUGUCUUUGUUGACGACGUCAAACGUGCAUUUCAAGCAACUGGAAUGUUCAUGUUCUUCCCAAUCCAGAAUAUCAAUGAUAACGGUCUUGGUGGAUCGCAAUCAGCGUUGACAACUAUGUUGAAGACGAACGGGGUUCCCAACGAUGUCAUCUCCAACAUCAACCCUUUGGCCAUCAUCAUCACUGCACCAAUUCUCAAUUAUGGACUCUACCCUCUUCUCAGAAAGUAUAACAUUCGCUUUGGCUCCAUCAAACGGAUCACUCUUGGACUCUUCAUGGCAGCAGUCGCCAGUAUUGGAUAUACCGUUCUCAACUACUAUGCCUAUAAGAUUGGUCCUUGCGGAAAGCAAGGAACAAGCGAUUGUGUUGAUGCGGACGGCUUUUCUGCUGUUGCCGACAUCACCAUCUGGUGGACUGCCCUGCCCGUUGGUAUUGGUGGAAUCUCUGAGCUCUUCGUCAACGUGCCUGCUUUCGGAAUUGCCUAUUCAAUGGCCCCGAAGAACAUGCGUGGUUUGGUCUCGGCCAUGAACCUCUUCUCCAGCGCCAUCGCCUAUGCUUUUGGUCUCGCUUUCUCUGGCCUCGUCAAGGAUCCAUACCUAACUUGGGUCUUCGCUGGACCAACCAUCGUCGGAUUCAUCGCUGCUCCUCUCUUCUGGUUCAUCUACAAGGAUCUCGAUAAGGAGGAGUAUACCCUCACCGAGAACAAGGAGUCUCAUGACACGAAGUUCCAACGUGAGGGUGUUGCUGCGCACCAGAUUGCUAGCAGUGGUGAGAGUGUUGAUGAGAAGCACGGCCAUAGGGACGAGGAGAGGCCAGCUCCAAAGGAGUUACAGGGUUGA